AGCAGCACCAACGAUCGGUACUUGCUCUGGGUAAUCCCGCGAGUAUGACAAUAACAGACCGAAACAACAAGACACUUUCUGCGUCACGGUUGCCUGGUGCAGGUAAGGAAGCGCAGGAGAUUACUGAAAUUUUGCCAGAGAGCAAAGCCCUCCUAAAUAAAGAAGCCACACUUGAAAACUUGCUGAAGUAGAUACACGAUUACCCAAUCCUCCACCUCGCCACUCAUUGCAAGUUCGACCCGGAGGUGCCACUUUUGUCAUCCAUUUGCCUUGCCUAUGGGAGACAAUUAUCAGUCCUCGAUCUCCUCGACCUGCACCUCGACGUUGAUAUUGUUAUAUUCAGCGCCUGUCAAACCGCGAAGGGAACACCUACUGCUGGAGACGAUAUAGUUGGAUUCAGCCGUGCUCUUUUCGCAGCAGGUGCCCGAGCAGUCAUGGUCAGCUUAUGGCCUGUUGAUGACAGCGCAACAUCCGAAAUAUUGAUCGACUUUUAUAAGCGGCUUUCGAGUGGCAAAUCACCAGCAGUCGCAUUGCAGGAGGCGCAGGGUUCCUUUUUCAACCAGCAUGCCGGAUCGCGCAGGGCUAAUCAAGGUAAUUCGAAUAAUACGUCAGAUCGUGCUAUAACGCAGCAGUUGUCUGUGAGAAGAAUAGGCCUCCAAAGAGAUAUCACCAAUAACGAGCAGGUUACACAUACAGACCAUUCCCUCCUUACGUUCUGGGGGCCGUUUAUCUUGAUGAGUGCCUAGUUGCCCGCACCAAAUCUGACAGAUCACGCUGGGAGAAAAGCACG
Molecule: messenger RNA, 790 nt
Organism: Aspergillus caelatus
Lineage: Eukaryota; Fungi; Ascomycota; Eurotiomycetes; Eurotiales; Aspergillaceae
Exons: 1
Coding region: 435-746 (103 amino acids)
Source: RefSeq, a predicted model, not a curated record